CAUCCACUCUUCUCUCGCAAGUAACUUCCCAUUUUGGCAGGCUCGACGUCGUGGUGAACAACGCCGGGUACGCGGUCAGCGGCGUUGUCGAGGGCAUAGUGACGAGGAAGCCCGCAAGCAGAUCGAGGUCAACUUCUGGGCCCCUGUCAAGAUCAGCCGCGAAGCCGUGCGCUGGUUCCGAGAGAACAACCCGCCUCGGCAGGGAGGGCGAGUUCUGAACAUCUCGUCGUGCGGCGGGUUCAUCUCCAACCCAACGCUCGCGUACUACUCUGCGAGCAAGUUUGCACUCGAAGGCUUCUCUGAAGGCUUGAACAAGGAAAUGGAUCCUUCCUGGAACAUCAAGGUCGUCGCCAUUCAGCCAGGCGGCGUGCGCACGCGUUGGGCGAACGGCAACAUGCUCGACCUGCCCUUCCCGCCCGCCUACGCGAACCCUGCGGCCCUACCGACGCGCUUUCGCGAGAUGACCAAGACCAAAGUACCCAUGAACGACCCGAACAAAGUCGGGAAGGCCCUCAUUGCGAUCUCGAAGGAGGCGAACCCGCCGCUGCGCCUCCCGCUCGGUGCGGACUCACGCUACGUGAUACAGGGCAAGAUUGCUGCGAUCCAGAAGGAGUUGGAGGAGUGGAAGGAACUCGAGGUGUCUGUCGUCGCGGACGACGCGGACCCGCAUUUCUUCGAAAAGCUCAGCGGCAUAGUGAUGUAGAAUACUGUGACUUAGGAUGCUCCGUGGACCUCAAGUCGCGCCACCACAGCGCGGAGGAACUGUAUAGUACGCGACGCGUCGUGUGA
Molecule: messenger RNA, 789 nt
Organism: Polyporus arcularius HHB13444
Lineage: Eukaryota; Fungi; Basidiomycota; Agaricomycetes; Polyporales; Polyporaceae
Source: the annotation of a GenBank genome assembly